This is a messenger RNA of Vitrella brassicaformis, 1241 nucleotides long. NCBI's taxonomy places the organism in Eukaryota, Vitrellaceae. The record is from the annotation of a GenBank genome assembly.
GAGACAAAUACACAUCGAUCGCCUGAUUCACACCGCAAGAGCUGACACAACCAAACUACACACAUGCCAUGCAGACGCACACAGACGGACCUCCCACAAAGAAUGAGACAGAUGAGAGACAAGACACACACGCGCUUUGGCAUGCACACUGCCCCGGAAACGGACACGGACGCGGAAAAACCAAUCACUUCGCACUGUCUGCUCUUCCCACGUCCCGCCCUCCCUCACACUUCUCCCCCUCUCCCCCUGCCCCCUGUGCACCGCUGGCAGACGCCAUCUGCUUUUCCGCUCUUGCCGGGUGAGCCUGGUCAUCAGAGCCCUUCGUGGCCGCUGUGGUUUCAUCCCUGUGGCUGUCGGGUGCCGCGGGUGGUGGUGGGGAGUCCACAAGUGACGACGCAGGCCUCUCACUGCCGGCAGCCGUCGCCACCUCCCUCUCCCCCGGCCCGCUCUGUGUUAGUGUCUCCUCCUUCUGCUUCGUCGGUGCCUCGAUGCUCACUGUCGGCUCCUCUGCAUUGGCAGGCGCCUGGGUCGGCUCGUCGGAUUUGGCUGCGGCCAGCCCAUCUCUCUCCUUGACAUCAUAUCUUCUGUACAGCUCGUCAAUGUCGACUUUUCUGCUGCUGUUAGUCGGCGCAGUGCCGAAUUUGGGGCCGACUGUUGUCGGAUACCGAAGGCGAACCGCCACGUCGCGGACCUUCUCGAGCUGUGUCUCGUAGAACUCUGGCCGCAGCCUCUCGUUGAUGACCUUUGUGGGGUGCGGAGGCGGCAGUGUCUCGAGCAUUCGCCUCUCCAUUCCGAAUCCUGCAGUGCAGACAGGCGGACUGGUUGCUUUGACCCUCUCUGUGGGUGUGGUGGAUGGUUCUUGAUUGACCUGGCAGUGUCAGUCCAGGGCUGCCCUUCCAUCUGAGCCGCGGAUCAGUCACCAACGAGUACUCCCCCACGCCAGGCAGCCGCGCUGCCUCAAUCGGCCGCCAUAUCCCUCCAAACUCGUCCCGCACGCCCAGCUUGAUGCGGUGCUUGCUGAGGGUGCUCUUCUCGACAGAGGGCAGCUCCUGCAGGACGUCGAUGUACCUCUUCUCCACGUGUUCUUGAUGGGGCAGCAGCCUCCUUUGCCGUGGUGAUGGCACCGUUGACUUGGUGCUCCUGCUGAAGGGGUCUGAGAGGUUAGUGGUCGACAUGGGCGAGGGGGCCGUGCGCGACGUUGACAUCGUUGUUUGACUUGAAAGAAUGGUCGACAAGGAGUG